UUAUUUUCACUAUCUUCCAAGAGUCAAGCGCUCCAGUUCCAUUUUCUUUCUUUCCUUCUUUCUUUCCACCUGCAUUUUCAAAAAUUCCUAAAUGAAACCCUCACAGUCACAGUCCUCCUCCACCAAGCCCUCCAUCACGGUCCUCCCCUACCAGACGCCGCGCUUACGGGACCAUUACCUCCUCGGGAAGAAGCUCGGCCAGGGCCAAUUCGGGACGACGUAUUUAUGUAUCCACAAACAAACCAACCAACAGUACGCCUGCAAAUCCAUUCCCAAACGGAAGCUCAUUUGCCGCGAGGAUUACGACGAUGUGUGGCGGGAAAUUCAGAUCAUGCACCACUUGUCCGAGCACCCCAACGUCGUGCGGAUUAAGGGGACCUAUGAGGAUCCUGUGUUUGUGCACUUGGUGAUGGAGCUCUGCGCCGGCGGUGAGCUGUUUGAUCGUAUUGUGGCCAAGGGGCAUUACAGUGAGAGGGAAGCCGCUAAGUUGAUUAAGACGAUUGUCAGUGUUGUGCAGGGGUGUCAUUCGCUUGGGGUUAUGCAUAGAGAUCUUAAACCUGAGAAUUUCUUGUUUGAUACUCCGGGUGAUGAUGCGAAGCUUAAAGCUACGGACUUUGGAUUGUCUGUUUUUUAUAAGCCAGGACAAUAUUUAUCUGAUGUGGUUGGAAGCCCCUAUUAUGUGGCACCUGAGGUUUUGCUUAAGCAUUAUGGUCCUGAAAUAGAUGUGUGGAGUGCCGGUGUUAUCCUUUACAUCUUAUUAAGUGGAGUUCCACCUUUUUGGGCAGAAACUGAAUCAGGAAUCUUCAAACAGAUUUUGCAAGGCAAACUAGAUUUUCAAUCUGAUCCAUGGCCCAACAUUUCAGACAGUGCCAAAGAUUUGACUAAAAAGAUGCUUGAGAGGGAUCCAAAGAAACGAAUUACUGCUCAUGAAGUUCUAUGUCACCCAUGGAUUGUGGAUGACACACUUGCUCCUGAUAAACCAUUGGAUUCUGCUGUUUUGUCACGCUUGAAGCACUUCUCAGCAAUGAACAAACUGAAAAAGAUGGCUCUGCGUGUCAUAGCAGAAAGACUUUCGGAAGAAGAAAUUGGUGGUCUGAAAGAGCUGUUCAAAAUGAUUGACACAGACAACAGUGGGACAAUAUCACUCGAGGAACUUAAGGCUGGUUUGAGAAGCGUGGGUUCUCAACUGAUGGAAUCUGAAAUUGAGACUCUUAUGGAAGCGGCUGAUAUGGACAAUGACGGAACGCUAGAAUAUCAUGAAUUCAUUGCUGCUACCUUGCACUUAAACAAGAUAGAGAGAGAAGAGAAUUUAAUUGCAGCCUUCACCUAUUUUGACAAAGAUGGUAGUGGUUACAUAACCAUUGAUGAGCUUCAACAGGCUUGCCAAGAGUUUGGUCUUGGUGAUGCUCAACUGGAUGAAAUAAUCAAAGAAAUUGAUCAAGACAAUGAUGGGACAAUAGAUUAUGCCGAGUUUGCUGCAAUGAUGAGAAAAGGCGAUGGUGAAGUCGGGAGAAGCAGAACUAUGAGAAACAAUUUGAACUUCAAUCUAGCUGACGCCUUUGUAGUAAAUGAAUCAACAACUAAAGCUACUGACUGAACAAAUCUUUCAUAGAGUCAGGGAACAAGAUAGUACAUUAAAAAAAAAAAAAGAGUUGCUGACAGGUGAAUCUUUAAGCUCUCACUGAUACAUUAAUCUUUUUUGCUUUUGUUGGAAGGUAUGUCUACUGUUUUGAUGAUGAUGAGGAUAAAUUUUUGCUUUGAUGAUUGUUGCACAGAAACAGUGACAUCUCACAUCUCUCAUCUUCUCUAACUCAGAAAAAGUUUUCAGUUUGGGAUGAAGAACCAGUGUUUGAGUGAUUGAAACAAAAGUAGUUGACCCAUCUAAUGUAAUAGUUGUUGUCAUUGUCAUUGUAGAUAUCAAUUUCCAUGGAUUUUGUCACCAUUUGGUCUAUCAGUUCUUGUUCUUGUUCUUGGUUAUCAUCUCAAUUUGAACCCAUUUAUUAAGGAAGGGUGUUUUUGUUUAUAUUCUCUAAGUUAACUUGGAAAAUCUGUACUA
Molecule: messenger RNA, 2056 nt
Organism: Mangifera indica (mango)
Lineage: Eukaryota; Viridiplantae; Streptophyta; Magnoliopsida; Sapindales; Anacardiaceae
Product: calcium-dependent protein kinase 11-like
Exons: 7
Coding region: 92-1597 (501 amino acids)
Biological process (GO): peptidyl-serine phosphorylation; intracellular signal transduction; protein autophosphorylation
Cellular component (GO): nucleus; cytoplasm
Molecular function (GO): calcium-dependent protein serine/threonine kinase activity; calcium ion binding; calmodulin binding
Source: RefSeq, a predicted model, not a curated record